Caenorhabditis briggsae is the source of this 432-nucleotide messenger RNA. Bases 1 to 432 code for a protein of 143 amino acids. The transcript has 2 exons. Gene Ontology annotation, molecular function: G protein-coupled peptide receptor activity. The record is from RefSeq and is a predicted model, not a curated record. NCBI's taxonomy places the organism in Eukaryota, Metazoa, Nematoda, Chromadorea, Rhabditida, Rhabditidae.
AUGAGAACUUCUUCUACUAAUUCUAUGAUGAUUGGAAUUGCGAUAUGUGAUUUGAUAGUUUUGUCUGAAAAUGUUUACGACAGAAUUCAAAAAUACUGGUUCUUUGGUUCUCAGAAUCCAUGCAUCAAUAAGUAUAAUUAUUGGUACAUGUAUUCAUUGCUUAUUGGAGACUUUCUUCAGACCGUUUUCGAAAGAGCAUCUUUCUGGCUUGGAGCAUUCUUGGCGUUGAUAAGAUUGGUUAUCAUGAAAAAGGCUGGAACUACGUUUAAAAUAUCUGAACCAUUGUAUGGCUAUCUUCUGAUACUGUUUCUAGUCUGUUUGAGCUUUGCGCAUAGUUUAUAUUUUUAUCGCGGAUACAGUAUGGCUCAAUGGGAUACUUGGAAACCAGAAGAAACUCAGUUCUCUGUUCAUUAUGAACCAAACUUUGAGUAA